This is a messenger RNA of Macrosiphum euphorbiae (potato aphid), 264 nucleotides long. The record is from the annotation of a GenBank genome assembly. Lineage: Eukaryota; Metazoa; Arthropoda; Insecta; Hemiptera; Aphididae.
AUGUUUGAGGAAAUUUGUGGUGAAUUAAAUUUAAAUUGGAAGGAAUUUUUAGUUGGGCAAUCGCUUGAUGGGGUUGCAUCAAUGCGAGGCCAAUAUAAUGGUCUUCAGCCGUUCAUUAAAGAGCAAAAUCCAUGUGCUACUUAUGUAUGGUGUUGGGCUCAUCGCUUCAAUUUAGUGAUUGUUGAUGCAGUAAGUUGUUGUAUUGAGGCACGUGAUUUAUUUGGCAUGCAACAUAGAAAUGCUAUACGACUUUAUUGGAAGUAG